Molecule: messenger RNA, 2683 nt
Organism: Centruroides sculpturatus (bark scorpion)
Lineage: Eukaryota; Metazoa; Arthropoda; Arachnida; Scorpiones; Buthidae
Gene: Ing5
Product: inhibitor of growth protein 5-like
Exons: 7
Coding region: 108-851 (247 amino acids)
Biological process (GO): regulation of DNA-templated transcription
Cellular component (GO): nucleus
Source: RefSeq, a predicted model, not a curated record
AAUUAAUUAAUACUAUUACUCGUACACCUAAUGUAAAUAUUAAUACGUAAUUAUAAAUAUUCCUGUCGUUAAUUUUAUAUAAAUAUUGUAGCAGACGUAAAAUAAUCAUGGCGACGGCUGUAUAUUUGGAACAUUAUUUGGACAGUUUGGAAACUUUACCUUCAGAACUUCAAAGAAAUUUUACUCUAAUGAGAGAUCUCGAUUCAAGAGCCCAAGAAGAGCUAAAGACAAUCGAUCGUCUUGCCAGUGAAUAUCUUAAAAAUGUUAGAAACAUGACUUCAGAACAGAGAGCAGAAAAUAUGGAAAAGAUUCAAAAAAAAUUCAAGAAAGCACAAGAUUAUGGAGAUGAUAAAGUCCAGUUAGCAAUGCAAACAUAUGAAAUGGUAGAUAAACACAUAAGAAGACUCGAUGCUGAUUUAGCUCGAUUCGAAGCCGAACUUAAAGACAAGGCUCUCGGUAUUCAUUCCGAUUCGGACAGCUCUCAUAGAAAGAAAGGACGAAAAGCUGCAGAUAAAAAUGAUAAGAAGAAAGGCCGCGGAAGGGGAGCUUCGGAUGACGACGACGUUCCUAAGUCGGCGAGAAAGAAGUUCAAAGUUCAACCCAUACAGCAAGAUAUUUCUCCUUUGCCAUCUCUAAGCAUUACGCAUCCUUCAGACGUUCUUGAUAUGCCAGUCGAUCCAAAUGAACCAACAUAUUGUCUGUGCCAUCAAGUGUCAUACGGAGAGAUGAUAGGCUGUGAUAAUCCAGAUUGCCCAAUUGAAUGGUUUCAUUUUGCAUGUGUCGGAUUAACCAGCAAACCGAAAGGAAAAUGGUACUGUCCAAAAUGUUCUGCAGAAAGAAAAAAGAAAUAAUGAAACAGCCUUGCAGUUUUAACUAUUUCAUGUUCUUCAGUCACUCUGAGUUAAUUUCGAUAUUUUCUUAAAAAAUUCUUUUUUAAUACAUUUUAAUUGCAAAAUAAUUUGAAUUGUUAUAUUUAUUUUAUAUGGAAUAAAUAUGCAGAAUUUCAUUUUUUUGAUAUUUAUUCCAAAGUUUUCCUAAAGUAAAGUCUGCAAAUUUAGUAUUUGCUUAAGCACUUUUGUAAGAUUGACAGAACAUCGCCUCUGUUAAAAUUUACCCUGCCGUUUUCCUUCAUUAGUUAUGUAAAUAUACAGGAUGAUCAAAUGAAAACGGAACUUACAAGAAGUAGCGUGAGGAGUUUGACGAUACCGUGCAGCGGCUGCGCCAGCUUUUGGCAUCGUCGGUUCUGUUUUGCAGAGUUACAAACUCACUGUGCUAAUUCUCACAAUUUCUACUUUCAUUUGUAUAUGUAUAAGUACAUGAACAUAAUGAAUGCGUAAGCACGAUUUCUACGAUUAGAUUAUUCGAAUCGUGUCUAAAAGUUUGUAAAUAUUUUUGAUAACUUUCAUUUUGCAUUAUAAUUAUCUCAUAGUCAAAAUACAUAAAUUUGUAAAAUCAUAAUGAAGAUUAUAGUGUAUCGUGUAAUCUGGAUAGCAGGUAUAAUGAAGAUUUUCAUUCAAAAAAGAAAAAAAAAAGAUAUUUUAAUGUUAUAAUUUUUAUCUAUGACUUGCACAUAUCAAUACAUGCUCCAAUAUAACAAAAAAAUAUAUAUAUAUUAUCAGAACAAUAUUUUUAAUCUUGUUGUAGAUAUGUAACACUUUGUCAUUAUCACGAAAGUGAUGCUUUUUUCGGCAUUUUUUGUGUUGUCUGUUGAAAUUGUCAGUGAAUAAAUAGAAAAUUUUCGUAUUGUUUAAGAGUGUUUUAAAGAGUACAAAUUAUAGAUUUAAAAUUAGACAUUGAAUUAUUACAUUAACAUGGAAAGUGAUGAUUUAAAUUUUUUUUUGUGCACUAAUUAUUAAUAAAUAGUAAUAAGAACUUUGUAAAAAAAAAAAUAAUUUUGUUAUACUGUGUAUGAGUUGGUUUUCUGCGGAGCCAAAUUUUGUUGGGAAAUAAAUCAGAAUUCUAAGCAUGUUUAUUGUACGAGUACACGGAAAUGUAAUCCGGACACUCAGAUUUCUUGCGGACAGUUUAGUCGUAAGCGUUGUUUUCUCUGUCUCGCUCGUCUAACCCUUCCCAUUGUAUGUUUGCAAACAGCAAAACUAAAAUUAAUUAUAUCGAUUCAGGUUAGAGCACUAGUGUAUCCUAGAGUGCACUAACUGAAUUGAAAUGAAAGUUAGCGCUCAUCGGGGUGAUCUAAAUCAACUCAAUAUGGAGUCAUUCGUAACAGGCAGUAGUUUUAGGAUUGUAAACAAAAAUGGCUUAGUGUGCACCAGGUGCAAUAGUGCUCAAAUAUAAACAAGACAGAUGUGCAGAUGUCUUUUGUGUAAUUCAGCUUUUCUAAAAGCGAGAGAAGCUCCCAUCCUGAAUAUCCGUUACAAGACACAGCUGCCUGCUCCGUGGAACUUGAAUCAAAUCCGAACUAGUCUAAAAUAUUCCAUAUAUUUUUCGGGAUGUCCGUCCAGAUAGGUCUGGCCUCAUCCUUCACUGCCUGGCCAAACCCAUAACAGGCCCUCUUAGUGCCCGUAGAGCAGAAACAGUUAAAAAAAAUAAUAAUAAUAAUUAGAUAUUAAUUAUUACAUAUUUUAGAGAAAUCUAAAAAUCCGGUUCUCAAAAUCACAAUAGCAACACUACUAAUUAUCUAGACAUAUUGAGCAGGAAGUUUUUUCUAACAUACAACCUAUUCAUU